CUCACCUACUCGCAAGUGCUAGUUGGUUGUCUCGGCUUCGUAGUGUUGGCUCGGGUUGCAGACACGUCGACUUUGUUUAUCCUUCGCGCCGUGUAUCUCGAAAUCCGCACAAAGCUUUUCAGGGUCACCGUCAAGCUCAACCAGGAUAACGAGGGCCGCGGCAGCACUUCUGUUUCCAACGCGUCGUCCACUUCCAAAAACGCCAACAUUAAACCCUACAGCAAUUCAUCUCAAGAAGCAAGCAUCUUUGACCCCUUUUUUACCGGGAAAGCAGGGCAAAGAUUCUUCUCAAGGUGAAUAUAAGUAGGGUCUAACGACAAGGCGAAGCCGUCUCAAGCUGCGAGAAAAAGGCACCCUGGUACAAACAAAACUGGCAUUUCUUCUUCUCAGCGUCGUGGUGCCAGUCAGACUACUAAUGACGCGAAAGACGUGGACGCCGAGACAAGCAGCUCUACAGGUGACGUCGCGACCACUACGGCCACUACCGAAACAGAUACGACAGUAGACCACGCCUAUGGUUUGCAUCAGUGGUCGAGCUCCAGCGCUGGUGAUGAAGAGGCUACUAUUAUGCACGGUGAAUAAGAAGUAUUAAUUCUUCCGUAGGUACAGCAACUCUCAAUACCUACUAGGUAGGCUCGAUUGCGUCCUGCAUCAUCACUACCAGCUUUCAGUAAAAUACUAAGCCUUACUUUGUAUCCUUUUCACCAUAGUAGUAGCCCCUUCAUCACCAUAUUGAAGCUCCAGCGCUGGUGAUGAAGGAGCUACUAUUUGGGUGAAGAGGAUGGCAGCCUUUUUCCGUAGGUAUCGCUUUCAAUGGAAAUAGACCUUUUGUAUCUUCCUUGCUACUUGGCAGGUUUUUUAUAUUGAUUCUUGAGGUACUAGAACGUGCGUCAGCGUCUUCUAAUCGAGCACCAUAUAAGUUAAUCACAGCCGCCGCAUUGGAAAAAAAGCAACGAAGAAGUUUUUUACGCACUACUUUGAGACUCCUGCGUCGCAUUUGGACGCAUAUAGAGUAUGCUGACGGCACGGUGGCUUGUAUCUAUCAAUGGCUACUGGAUCAAUGGCGCAGCCUUGUAAGUCGUAGAGGAGGACCCAACUCUCCAGAAAUAUUAAAGUCAAAACAACAAGGGAGCAGAGUGAAACACGCACCACCCACAAUAUCUGAAGAAGACAAUAGCACUGGUGGCACUUCUGAAUUGGACCGGACCGAGACGGAGGCGGAGACGGCUGCCACUCGACGAAGGGGGGAAGCAUUGGCGGUUGAUGACGUGGUGGAAGAACAUCGACUCUUUUGUCUCCGCACUGCUGCGGACUUGCAUCGGCAAGCAAGAGGCAAAGUGGCGCAGAUGAUUUUAGGAACAAAUAUAACGGUUUCAAGUGAUUUCCAAGUGCAGUGGGCCGUAGUGGAGAAGAGUAUAAUGUAAUUGCAAGGUCCACCAGGAUCCUCUAUGUCAGUAUGAUUAUGACAGGGGCCAAAAAUCAAAAUAACAACAAUCGCAUGAAAGGCCUACAAAGGGAGUGCGAUCCUCUGUUCUACGCCACAACAGCAACAACAAGAAAGGCCUUUUUCUGGAACUUUUUAGAUUUAGACUGACGGCAAUUCUCGGCGCCCCUCUAAGGAUUGCAGAACAUAACGAGUCGCAGCAACUCACGUCAGAACAUGUGAUCCAGCAGCUGGAAACCUGUCUUGCCCAAGUUAUGUGAAACAGCAAUGACAUGCAAGUAGCCUCACAUUGAAUUUUUGCGAACGAUUUGCUGAAGAGCAACUAUUGUUGAUGCCACUUUCUCAUCCAUUCAACAUUAACUUUGUCCCAGUUGGAUGUGGAUCAUUCAAUUAAGAGUCUAGUACUUCAUAUUUCCCAUCCGCGAAAAGGGCUUGCAAUCGCGUGCAGGACAUGCGUUUCCAACUGGGGUUUGUAUCAAUGAGGUAGCCGCGCACGACUCUCGGACACCCUGCUUGUCUAGAAAGCAAUACUUGCAACUAAGCGACGUAAUCUCUCUGGAUUUUGGAGUGCACGUGGACGGGUAUUUAGUGGAUUCUGCUUUCUCGUGGACAUGGGUUAUGAGACCUUUUCCUAAUAUUCAUGAGUGCCUAACAGUGGGUUAAAUGAUUUCCGAAAAGUGGACAAGUAGUUGCUGUUCCAUCCAGCUAUUUUUCCGGUAAGUGUUAGAGAAUCCUAUUUGGUAGUAUGGUAUUCUCUUUCUUUAUCCCUCUUUUGAUACAAGCGCUUUGCGAAACCGUUAAGGCAGUGACCUCUUAAGUGUUUCGCGAAACCGCUAAGACCGUGGCCCCUUAAGCGCUUCGCGAAACCGCUAAGGCGAUGGCCCCUUAAGUGUUUCGCGAAACCGUUAAGACCGUGGCCCCUUAAGAGUUUUUCGCGAAACCGCUAAGACCGUGGCCCCUUAAGUGUUUCGCGAAACCGUUAAGGCGGUGGCCCUCUAAGUGCUUUGCCAAACUUUUAAGGCGGUGGCCCUGAAGUGCUUUGCGAAACCGCUAAGGCGGUGGCCCCUUGAGUGUUUCGCGAAACCGCUAAGACUGUGGCCGCUUAAGUGUUUCGCGAAACCGUUAGCGCGGUGGCCCCCUAAGUGUUUCGCGAAACCGCUAAGGCCAUGGCCCCUUGAGUGUUUCGCGAAACCGCUAAGACUGUGGCCGCUUAAGUGUUUCGCGAAACCGUUAGCGCGGUGGCCCCCUAAGUGCUUUGCGAAACCGAUAAGCCCGUGGCCCCUUAAGUGUUUCGCGAAACCGAUAAGCCUGUGGCCCCUUAGAUGUUUCGCGGAACCGUUAGGGCGAUGGGCCCCUUAAGUGUUUCGCGAAACCGAAAAGCCUGUGGCCCCUUAGAUGUUUCGUGAAACCGCUAAGACCGUGGCCCCUUAAGUGUUUCGCGAAACCGAUAUGGCCGUGGCCCCUUAAGUGUUUCGCGGAACCGUUAGGGCGAUGGGCCCCUUAAGUGUUUCGCGAAACCGAUAAGCCUGUGGCCCCUUAGAUGUUUCGUGAAACCGAUAAGACCGCGGUCUCUUAAGUGUUUCGCGAAACCGAUAUGGCCGUGGCCCCUUAAGUGUUUCGCGGAACCGUUAGGGCGAUGGGCCCCUUAAGUGUUUCGCGGAACCGUUAGGGCGAUGGGCCCCUUAAGUGUUUCGCGGAACCGUUAGGGCGAUGGGCCCCUUAAGUGGUGGCUGCGCCACUCGAAGUCACCAUCAGACUCCCCUUACAGAAAGCCUGCUCGUUUCUGUAUUGCUGUUUUCUCUGAUUGUUUUGGUUGACUUUAGUUAGAAUCGUAUCUAACACUCUCUUUCUACCUUGUUUCUUGUUACUUGGUGUUACACCUCCCCACCUCUAUUUCUAACACUCAUCAACCCACGCAUGAACCUCUACUAGAUACUGUGAGAGAAGCAACUUAUACUGGUAUAUGCGAGGCUGGUCCCGACGCGUGGCUUCAGGACGUAAGCUUCGCGAUUCAGGAAGUCAUGGAAAGUUUAUGAUGGUAGUGGAAAAUAGUAGUCAAUAAUCAAUAACAGUUCGCUUGUGGUGAAAAGUUUUCAAUAUUGUGUCAUGGAAAUAAGCUUCUGUUGUUGGUACUAGUGAAAAAUUCGUAGUUUGUUAUUGGCUAGGAGAGUGAACGUAGCUGCCUGUCAUGAAGUGGUCGUUUAUUUCCAAAUUUUCGUCCUCUAAUCUUCGGGGAAGUAGCAUGGGCAACAGGUGAGACGUUUCCGGUGUCAUGCGUGAUGAACCUGAAUGGACACCAAGUCGGACACGGCAGAAUUCAUGCAGGAAAAAUGUUGUCGUCAUUACGAUGACUAGUUUCAUCUCUGGUUACACAGCGGUUGCCUUCGAUGUUUCUCAUACAAGUUUUAUUUUCUGUUGAAGAGCAAGAUAUUGAAAAUAUUGCUCGUUUUUUCGUUGAUGCGGUGGCUCCUUCUAACUUGAUGUUGAAUUCUCCAGUCCAAAUCCGAACUUCUAAUUUCAGUAGUCAAUGGCGCUUCUUCUCGGAUGCGAGAGGGUGAACAAUGGGCAAUAGAAACGUUUGGG
Molecule: messenger RNA, 4027 nt
Organism: Amoebophrya sp. A25
Lineage: Eukaryota; Dinophyceae; Syndiniales; Amoebophryaceae
Source: the annotation of a GenBank genome assembly